UUUACCCACCGGAAUGUUUACCAACGCACCAAGCCACCGGAAGUUAAAAGCUCUCAGCGUUCACGUUGGUUACUGUUAACGAAAAUAGUGUAUUUAGUGUAAGUAUUUUAGCAGUAAAGAUUCAGAGGGACCUACACGAGCUUAAAGCCAAAUCAUGUCCGACAACGAAGAUAAUUUCGACGAUGGAGAUUUUGAUGAUGCUGAGGAGGAUGAGGGAUUAGAUGACCUGGAAAACGUGGAGGAUGAAGACCAGGAGAAUGUGCAGAUCUUGCCCGCAGGAGAAGGUCAGCAGGCAAACCAGAAGAGGAUCACAACACCGUACAUGACCAAAUACGAGAGGGCCAGAGUGCUGGGGACACGAGCACUACAGAUUGCAAUGUGUGCUCCAGUCAUGGUCGAGCUGGAGGGAGAGACAGACCCCUUGCAAAUAGCUAUGAAGGAGCUCAAGAGCAGAAAGAUCCCCAUCAUCAUCCGCAGGUACCUUCCUGAUGGGAGCUACGAGGACUGGGGCUGUGACGAGCUCAUCAUAGCUGAUUAAAGAGCAAAACCAUAUUCACUGAUGUGAUGUCAGGGACAUAAGGCUUAGAUUACAUUAGUUCACAGUUUAACCAACAACACUAUCCAAAUGAGGAACAAA
Monopterus albus (swamp eel) is the source of this 637-nucleotide messenger RNA. RefSeq names its product RNA polymerase II, I and III subunit F (gene polr2f). Gene Ontology annotation, cellular component: nucleus; RNA polymerase II, core complex; RNA polymerase III complex. The record is from RefSeq and is a predicted model, not a curated record. The transcript is spliced from 5 exons. Gene Ontology annotation, biological process: tRNA transcription by RNA polymerase III; transcription by RNA polymerase II; transcription by RNA polymerase I. Gene Ontology annotation, molecular function: DNA binding. NCBI's taxonomy places the organism in Eukaryota, Metazoa, Chordata, Actinopteri, Synbranchiformes, Synbranchidae. Bases 155 to 538 code for a protein of 127 amino acids.